Messenger RNA from Elaeis guineensis (African oil palm), 1433 nucleotides. RefSeq names its product large ribosomal subunit protein bL21m. The record is from RefSeq and is a predicted model, not a curated record. Lineage: Eukaryota; Viridiplantae; Streptophyta; Magnoliopsida; Arecales; Arecaceae. Gene Ontology annotation, biological process: translation. Gene Ontology annotation, molecular function: structural constituent of ribosome; RNA binding. Gene Ontology annotation, cellular component: ribosome.
ACCCCAGCUAAACCCUCGCUCUUUCUUCUCUUCUAUGGAGCCUGAGAACAAGAAGAGAGAUCAUGGCGUGCCGGCGAUGCCUCGCUUCCCUCACACGCCAUUUCCGAUCUCGGUUCCUCUCGAACGCCGCCUUGGAGAACCCCCAAACCCUAAUCUUUCGAGCUCUAGGUCCCCGGACCCUCCGAGGUCCUCUCUUGAACUCCUUCGAUUCUCCCGCCGGAUUCGGAGGCAUCGAUUCCCUUCAAUUCAAUAUCACGCGCCACUUGUCUUCUCGGCCGACGAAUCCGUCCGAUGAGGAGGAGGAAGACGAGGAAGAAGGGGGUGAGAGCUGCGAGGAAGAGGGUGGCGAGGCUCAGGCUUCGAGAUGCGUGGUUCAGCGAGGUAAAUCGGAGGAAGAGAAGAUAAAAGAAGCGUCUGAGAUCGGGUACAAGGUGACUGGGCCGUUGGAUCCGUCGGAAAACCCAUUCAAACCAUAUGAACCGGUUUUUGCUGUUGUUCAGAUUGGUUCUCAUCAGUUCAAAGUCAGCAAUGGGGAUUCCAUUUUCACUGAAAGAUUGAAAUUUUGCGAGGUUAAUGACAAGGUGUUUGGCAUGUGGAUUAGUUACCUAGCACUGAUGGAUAUGCGUAAGUUGUUCAUUUUGACUAUUAGGGAACUCUUAUUUGAUGUUGGGUUGUUCAUAUUGGGGACUUUGGGAAGAACUUUGCAACUUAAUUUCUUUGGUGGUAUGGCAGUGCAAACUGCAAACCUAAAAUUGGAGCAUCAUGACUAAUAGCCUUUCAUUCAUAGUGUGACCAAGGAAGCUAAAUUUUUCAUUUUGGCAUGGGAUCAGAAGUGGAGCAAUAACGACUCUCUUUUAUGAGCCUUUACUCUUUAAGUGUCCUUGCUGUAUGUGGGAGGUUGUGAGUUCAAGUCUCUUGGAGGGUGCAAGAAUGGAGGUGGCUGGCAUGGUAUGCAUGAAGGUUGUGGAGCUGAUGGAAGCACAGAUUUGUGGAGUGCUUGUGGUGUUGUGCUUGUUGGCCUGUUGAAAUCUUGAGGGAUGGCCACUCCAUGUUGAACUGCAUGAAAGAAGAUUCUUUGAGGAUAUGGACCUUAUGUCAUUUAGUGAGUGAUCAUGGGUUCUUUAAUUCUCUAUUCUACUUCCAGGCUGAUUGGGUGCACUAUUUACAACAAAGUGGAGCCUAAUUUCAUGCGAUCUCCUGGGACUUAUUGUUCAUUUCUUUCUUUUUGAUAUUGACAUUGUUCUUUUUAUUUGUCUCCUAAAGCUUCUCUUUCAUGGUUUCUGAUGCAUUGAACUCUUCUCUUUCAUGGUUUCUGAUGCACCGAACUCUUUCUUGACUAUCUAGUUGUCAGAAUGCAUACAUCUUAGGCCAAUCAUGGGGCUUUAUUUUGCCAAUCUGAUGUCAGAACCAUGAUUUUAUUAUUGCCUAUUGAG